Molecule: messenger RNA, 1603 nt
Organism: Amorphotheca resinae ATCC 22711
Lineage: Eukaryota; Fungi; Ascomycota; Leotiomycetes; Helotiales; Amorphothecaceae
Exons: 4
Coding region: 128-1465 (445 amino acids)
Biological process (GO): protein phosphorylation; regulation of glucose metabolic process
Cellular component (GO): mitochondrion
Molecular function (GO): pyruvate dehydrogenase (acetyl-transferring) kinase activity
Source: RefSeq, a predicted model, not a curated record
GGGGCGAGCAUCAUCCUCCCCCACCUCAAGGAACGAACACCCCUCUCCGCGAUCUUUAGGGCACCUCUGCAAACAAUCCUCCAAGGAACCUCAAUUCCAUUUUUGAAUUUCGUAUGGAAUCGUCGGCAUGCUGCGGUCGCUCUCGAAGAAUGUCCCGAAGACCUCCAGGUUGACAAGAAGAGCUGGCAAUCAAGCUGCCACGCAUGUGCGAGCAAUCCACAGUGCACCACCAUGGAGACCAGCUUCUACAUUAGACGAAUGGGUUGCGAAGGAAGCCAGACCGAUCAGUCUCAGACAGCUCAUGUUCUUCAGCCGUUCCUUGACGGAAGCGCGAUUGCUGAGCUCUGCAAAUUAUGUACGAACAGAGCUUCCUACGAGGCUGGCCCACCGGAUCAGAGACAUGCAAACGCUCCCCUACGUGGUUGUCACGAACCCCUAUAUAAGUCAGGUAUACGAAAUGUACUACAAGGCGUUUGAGAGUUUCAGGCGGGUACGUGAGAUCAAGACUUUGGAGGACAAUGAGGCCUUCUGCAAAAAGAUGAACCAGAAACUCCAGGAGCAUCUGACGGUCAUUCCAAAACUGGCCAUGGGUGUUCUCGAGUGUAGAGACCUCAUGAAUCCAGAGCAUAUGGACAAGUUCAUGAACACAAUGCUACGUUCGAGAAUCUCCAGGAGGGUGAUCAGUGAGCAACAUAUUGCACUGCACGAAAUCUUCAAGUCUUCUAAACACGUCCCCGAUUCUAAAUCCCCCGAGACCGAGUUUAUAGGAGACGUCUUCCUGAAAUGCAAUGCCAAAGAAGUUGUAACCCGCUGCGGCGAGGAAGUCCGAGCCCUCGCAGCCGCUGCCUAUGGACCCUCCACAAUGCUCCCUGAAAUUAAAGUCGUGGGGCAUCUCGAAGCCACAUUUCCCUACAUCCUCAGCCAUCUCGAAUACAUCAUUGGCGAGCUGUUGCGGAACUCCGUCCAAGCUAUUGUUGAAAAGCAAAAGCAAUGCCCGAGUCCACCGUCCACCCCUCCGCCCAUCGAAGUCACCAUCUGCGAAUCCCCGCAGCAUGUCAUCAUCCGCAUAUCGGAUCAGGGAGGCGGAAUACCGAGAGAUAUCCUACCAUAUAUAUGGUCGUUCAGCAAAGGGCCACGGAGACACCAGCGCCUAGAGAAUCUACACCAGGUGCCCAAGAUGGCGGCUACGCUGCAGGAACUGCGGGUGGAUGAGGCCUCACAUGGAGGGCACACCACACAUCAUGGCUCUAGACAUGUCACUUCGUUAUCUUCGUUAUCUAACAGACCACCAAACCUACGGCUGGGGAUGGGUUUGCCAUCAAGUCGCGUGUAUGCGGAGUAUUGGGCUGGGAGCUUGGAAUUGCAUAGUUUGGAAGGCUAUGGCGUCGAUGCCUUCUUGCAAAUCUCGAAACUGGGAAACAAGAACGAGCAACUGACAACGCGGGCAAGCAUGGAUGCGGUCUAACGAAAUCACAAACGCCAUGAAUGUAUACGUAUAAUAAAAUCAAAAUUUCACAGGCUGGAAUAUCGUGAGAAGCAUGAAUUACAUCGUGGCUAAAGCUAGAGUGAAGAAGCUGGGGGAAGCCAGCUAUAAAUUAGGCAG